AUGAUUUACGAUCAAGUUCGGUCAUUAAUCCAAGGAAUCGGAUCAAGACCAGGACAAGGACAAGGAUUCCGAGACCUUUUCGAUCAUGGAGGCGGCGAACUUGGCAAUGGUCUAGCAUCGGGACCAUUGGUUCCUGCGGCAGACUUGGCUCGUUUGGUGCGAUCUUGCGAUGAAGACUAUGUGAGCACUUACUUCUUCACAUUGCUUAAAUCUUUUAAAACCAUCGCGUUUCUGUACCACGAUUUGGGUAAACUGUUCCUAUUCUAUUCCAUCGUUCGGUUGUUAUUUUUCUGUUCUUAA
Molecule: messenger RNA, 300 nt
Organism: Anisakis simplex (herring worm)
Lineage: Eukaryota; Metazoa; Nematoda; Chromadorea; Rhabditida; Anisakidae
Source: the annotation of a GenBank genome assembly